UCGAAAGAGGAAACGCCAGCAUUCACAGACACAAGAAUCAACACAAGACCAAGCAAUGGUCGGUUACGAAAAUAAAAUAACUACACCUGACGACCAAUCUAACAUCGUAGGUUCCGACUAUGAGCCAGUUGGACAGGAUCAACCAUCUGUUUACGACAGUGUCCCUUCGUCUCAUAUAUUAUACGAAUGUCUUGACUUGCCAACAUGGGCAAAACCAUGGAGUGUGCCCUGGGACAAUUUUAUGGUAGGAACAAAAGUACUGGGCAAGGGGCAGUUUGGUGAGGUACGGUAUGGAGGAGUAAUGAUUGAUGGAGAACCCUGCAAGGCUGCUAUCAAGAAGCUACGAGAACAUGCAUCGUCAACUGCCAGACAGAAUUUUCUGGAUGAAUUCCGAUCCAUGAUCAAAAUAAGACGUUAUCCAAACAUCGUCAGGACUAUUUGUGCAUGUCAACACGAAGACAAACUCUACGUAGCCAUGGAAUAUCUUCCCAAUGGUGACCUUCGUUCCUACCUGAGGAAUGCUCGAUCAAUGGAUGGCGAGACAUAUUUGUCUUCUGAGAAGUUACUGCAGUUUGCUUUAGAUGUUGCUAAAGGGAUGCAUCACCUUGCCACAUCAGGGGUGAUACACCGAGAUUUGGCCGCAAGGAAUAUCCUUCUGGAUGAAAAUCUGGUUGCAAAGAUUUCUGACUUUGGCUUGUUACGAGGAGAAGAUAUCUAUGUACAGGCGUCGAAGACACGUGUUCCUACACGCUGGUUGUCUUUGGAGUCGAUGACCAACAAGACUUACACUACAAAGAGUGACGUAUGGUCUUAUGGAAUCCUUCUCUGGGAGAUUGCAACAGUAGGCGGAACUCCGUAUUCGACGAUCGAGACUCGCGCCUUGAGAUCAACGUUGAAGACUGGAUAUCGUAUGCCCAAACCAAGCAACUGCAAUGUUAAAAUAUACGACUUGAUGGUAAAAUGCUGGCAGGAGGAGCCAAGCGAGCGACCUUCCUUCAAGAAUAUCGUGUCCGUUCUCACAACGCUGACCAAGGACCAGACUGAUGAGAUAUACAUGAGCCUUCUUCCAAGAUCCGAAGAGAGCAAGAAUGUGAAUAUAAACCCAGAGUUUGAUGACAACUAGGUCUUGAGGCAAAUGUUUUAAAACUUCAUUUCAUAUUAUUACGAUCCGUUUAAUUCUUUAGAACAUAAACAUAACAGUUAUUAUAACACCCCUUGCAAGUAUUCUGCCUGCUCAUUGGUUU
This is a messenger RNA of Asterias rubens (European starfish), 1244 nucleotides long. Its product is annotated as angiopoietin-1 receptor-like. Gene Ontology annotation, biological process: cell surface receptor protein tyrosine kinase signaling pathway; multicellular organism development; protein phosphorylation. The record is from RefSeq and is a predicted model, not a curated record. Gene Ontology annotation, cellular component: signaling receptor complex. The coding region runs from base 56 to 1123 and encodes 355 amino acids. Gene Ontology annotation, molecular function: transmembrane receptor protein tyrosine kinase activity; ATP binding. The transcript is spliced from 10 exons. NCBI's taxonomy places the organism in Eukaryota, Metazoa, Echinodermata, Asteroidea, Forcipulatida, Asteriidae.